UAAUUUUCUUGUUAAAUUCACAAAAAAAAAAAUAUUAAUAAUUUUUGAUAAUGUCAAGUGUAUAAAAUUCUAUCUAUGCAUCAAUUAAAAUAAAAAAUCUUUUUCUUAUAUAUUAAAUGAUAGGCUUGAUAUUCUGUGAUAGUGUGUGUAGAAAAGCAAGCAAAAUUCACAGCCUGUUUGGGUGGCUGCUGAAAUCUCCUUUAGACAAAAGAUGAAAGGCGUAUGUGUAAAUAGAGCAUAGAUAUUGGAAAAAUUCAUCAUUAUAAGAGCAACAGCAGAAAAUGUGUAUAAAACACUUAUAAAUGGUAAAUGUUUAUUUGAUGAGGGUUUUCAAUUGCAUUUUAUGCGCGCAUACAUAGGUGUGAGUGCAGAAUAACACAACAACAGCAACAACAACCACAGCCGUAAACUGUAAUAAACAUGGCAAGAAGAUAAGCACGUUAAUUUUACGUAAAAGAUUCACUGCCUUUAAAAAUGAAAAAAAAUAAUUUUUAAUUAACAAUAAUAUAAGAACGCUGUCAUGUAUGAAACAUUAACACAUUAUGUCAACAAAAACUUAUGAAAUUUCAGUCAAGAGAAAUGUAAUUUUUUCAUAACAUUUUAAAUUGCUUUGCCAAUUUGAAAAUAAAUCUUGACUUUUAAAAUAUCUAAAACAUCUCUGUUUAAAAUAAUUAAACACGUCCCUGUAUCAAUAUGAAGAUAAAAACAACUAUCUACAACUCCAACCAUACAUGCAAGAGAGAAAGAGAUAUCUAGUUUGCGUAAAGAAAAGAUUUUUAGAUUUUUGAUUUAGUAUUUCGAAAAUUAAACAAGAAAAUUUUCUUCCUCUUCGCAAAAUUACAAAAGCAACUGAAAUCUAAAUUAAUGUAUCUAAAUUUGACAUACCAAUACGUAUAAAAUUAAACACAAUAAAAUUGAAGAUGUCAGCCGGCUUAGAGAUUACAAUGAGAAAAACUAUGGUUGCAGCGGGUGUAAUCAAAGCAGCCACAAACGUUGCUUCUACCACUGUUUCAAACGACACAAAUAAGAACGAAAAAUGUAUUGUUGAGUCGCCCGCGAACGAUUGCGAUGCAUUUAUAAAUACGUCGUUGUGCGUUGAACAUCGUGUUACAGAAAGGGGUGACGCUCUAACGGAUAGUAAUGAAUUACAAAAGGAAGAUAUUAACAAAUUGUUAACACGGGAAGAAAUUUUAAAAAAUUCAUCGACCACAAUUACUUGUAAUUUACGAUCUCCGAUUACUCCAAAUCCGUUUGGGUUAAGCGUUUUGCAAAACGCUGCUGCAUCUUCGCCGCCACCUCACAGUUAUAGGCAUUCGCGCGCAUAUCGUCAUUUCAAGAAUCCUCCUCAACCGCAUAUGUGCAUACGCACGACAACUGAAUCAGGCGAAGAGUUAUUUAUAAACGUUCUGAGUUGGACUCGCAUUGUUAUACCACAGGAACCUAGUGAUCCUAUUCCUUUGUAUGGCGGUAUGCGAGUACCGCCUGGCAGUCCACGCAGUCCACCCGUUGUUUUUGCAGUAAUGGCCAAUCCAGAAGUUUUAAAAGAUUCUGGUCGGCAUAGCAAAGAUCCCGAAGAACGUCGCGCAAUGGUUGAACUUAUGUGCGAUUUUGUUGAGGCAAUGAACCCCGGUAUUAAGUUAGUGAGAAAUGCUAUUAUUCUGAAGGAUCGUGAUAUAUCUGGCGAAUUAAAGGAUGUUUGGAACGCGGUGCAAGCUCAAAGGGAUCGUGAACGUGAAGAACAAAUGCUGCAACAGCGACAACAGCAGCAACAACAUUAUCAUAAUAUGACAAAUGUGUCAAAUGGCGCGGUUUCCGCCACAACACAGCAACUAUUUCCGAAAUCUAUAUUAACAGCAGAAGGUACACCACCGAGAUCUCGCAAAAUUUUAGAUGAUUCGUCUAUUAAUGCAUCUGCGAAUGGUGCUGAGCAGAAUGUAUUUGUUGCAAAAUUAGACAAUAACGCUAGUACGACUAGCGUCGAGACAAAGACUGUAAAAGAUCGUAACUUUGAAAUGAAUAAUCCAUUAAUCGAGGAGAACAAACAAAAGACUGCAAUUAAAUCCUCAACAGACGAGGACGCUGUUAGGACCUCUUCAAUUCAAGAAAUGAAUCAAUUGAAUACAAACUUUAAUAAAGAUAAUACUAAAACAAGUGCCACAUAUGGGGUAAGUGGUAACAGUACAACAACGUCAACACAAUCUACAACAAACACAACAGUUAAUUGUAACGAUAGUUCUAUAAACUCAACGAUUAAUACUGUGUCCCAUACAUUGCCUGUCUCCUCCUCUAGUCCUGCUCCAUCAACAAAAAAAGACAAAUUAGGUGGAUUUUUGCCAAAUGGCUGCAUAUUCCCGCGAUUCAAAAACAACAAGCAUAAAGAUAAAGAUAAGGACAAAGAAAAAGAUGCAAAAUCCAAGGACAAAGAGAAGAAUGUUUUGUUAAAUGCUCUCAAAUCGAAUCGCAAAGAUAAAAAAUCAAAUAUCAUCAAUCAAGAGGAGAAGCAACCACAAUCACAGAUGGAUCAAUUGGAGCAGCAUGCCAUCACACAUCAUUCCGGCAACAAUGCGUUUAACAAAAGUUGCCUCAAUCAACUCGAAUGCGAAGUACAAAAAUUGGAUUUAAAUAAGCUGGAAACACAAACAAAAGCAAACGCUAGUGGUAGUGUUGGCGUACACUAGUGUCAAGUAUCUUGUUGUGAACGACUGACAGUUGCUGCAUUUUACACGUAUUACUAUAUACUCUUAUUCUUCCUUUGGCUGUCUUCAUAUAUCUUCCUGUUUCUUCAAGUACGCACUAUGUAAGUACUUAAGAGUUAGCAUAAUCCCAAAGCUCGUUAAGUUAUGCAUAUAUGCAUGCGUUUGGGUAAAAGUAUUUCAAAAUUAUUUCCUUUUUUCUCGAAAAUAAUGUACAUUUUCAAAUUAUUUAGCAAGAAAACUUAUUUUUAGGACAUAAUUUAUUUGCCAAACAAUUAUUACCUAUAGAAAUACUGUUAAGUACGGCGUUAAAUUUUCGAUUACUUGCACUUUUAACCGAAAACCAUGGAUGGUUGGAUACUUGUAUUGCAUUAGUUCAUUGGGAUUCGGCUGACAUAUGUAUAAAUGAACCAAAUCCAAUGAUAUUCAAUAUUCUGAUACCAAUGGCUCUACUGGUUAUUUCACAGAUGCGCCCAGUCAGUAUAUAUACAUAGAAAACAUUGGAUCAAACAGUUUGUCUGAUCCGUUAAGCAGAAAUGGUAAGCGCCUUGAAUCUGCUUACGUAUGAGAAAUAAAUUAGGUCGCCCGGAGUACGUACAUAAUGAUGUAAGAUACUAUUCGAGAUACAUUCCGAAAAGUCAAGCAUGAUUGACUUCUCGAAUUGACAUGAUAGUGUUCAUCAACUGCAUAACUGCGCGUAGAAGCAGAUAUCUCCGCAAACAUUUCAUAUGAUUCAGAGGGCCGCAAAUGUGCUUGCCCGAUCAGCCCGAUGUUAUUUGUAAGUGAAUGAAAGCUCGAUUUUAAUUCAUAUGCGUUGAAUGGAAAUCCGCCAUAUUCUCCCUAUUCUUUAUCGCUUCUAGGAUAUCAGAACGAAUGCCCCAAAGAAUCUGUACUUUUUAGCUUCGACGUGAAAAGUUGUCUAGAAUAAACUAUUUAUAGGCGUCGGGCGCAUUAUAAGCACAUAAGCAGCGGAAGAAAGAAUACACACAAACAUUCUUUUAAAUUUUUUCAGAGGUCAUUAAAGAUAAGACAUUUAAAGAUAUGUCACUACGUCAAUUUUUUUCUUUUUUAUUUCAAAAUUUCGUAACGAAUAAAAUUCAAUGUGUAUUUUGCUUUAUGAAUAUAUUCAUAGCUGGUUGUUCAAAUUUGUUUAAUGGUUAUAUAAUACGAUACAUCCCCCUUUCACUUGUAUCCUUCGCCACGUUAUGUACUACUUCUCCGAAGACUAUGAUAUUCGUUGAUUGAAUUGUGUACAGCAAAAUUUACAUGGAAACGUGGUAAAGUCUAUGUUGAGCAUCCUUAUUUUCA
Glossina fuscipes is the source of this 4001-nucleotide messenger RNA. RefSeq lists its product as uncharacterized. Gene Ontology annotation, cellular component: cytoplasm. The transcript has 4 exons. Bases 921 to 2678 code for a protein of 585 amino acids. NCBI's taxonomy places the organism in Eukaryota, Metazoa, Arthropoda, Insecta, Diptera, Glossinidae. The record is from RefSeq and is a predicted model, not a curated record.